UUCUAUUUUCGCUAGGUUCACGGUGCUUCAGCAUCUAGAGCCCGUAACACUGUUGUAAGCGUUAGAUAGUUUCUCCCGUUGCUUUUGGAUUUCUGCAUAGAACAUUGUCACGUGGAAUGGAGAAACAUGAAACAUGUUCAGAGAGGACUGUCGAACGACAACGGGAUGCGACAAAUGAGGACUGUUUGAGCGAGCUCACGAAAGGACGCUGUCCUGUGAAUUUCCCUGUAGCUGUAGUUCUGCCAGCCGCUGGCUCCGGCGAGAGAACUGGACUAUCAACACCCAAACAAUUCUGCAAGAUUCUAGGAAGGCCUUUGAUAAGUUACACAAUUCAUGCCUUUGAGAGAGUGUUUUGGAUUGACAGUAUUGUUGUUGUGGUUGCCAAGGAGAGUCAUGACUUGAUGACAGACAUUAUUCAGAAAUACAACCACACUAAAGUCAAAAUAGUUGAAGGAGGAUCAACUAGACACCGGUCCAUUUUUAAUGGAUUGCUGGCCUUCAGUGAACAAGGCUUUGGUCCAAAAUUGCAAAAACCAAAGGUGGUAAUCAUCCAUGAUGCUGUCCGACCCUUCCUUGAAGAGGACUUCCUCCUCAAGAUAACACUGGCUGCCAACAAACAAGGGGCCUCAGGAGCUGUCCGACCACUUGUCUCCACAGUGGUUGCAGCAACUACUGGGGGAUACCUUGACCACUCCCUGGAGAGGGCCAGAUACAGAGCCAGUGAAAUGCCACAAGGAUUUAUUUAUGAUAUAAUCUACCAGGCUUAUCAGCAUUGCAGUGAGGCAGAAUUUAAGUUUGGCACAGAAUGUUUGGAAUUGGCUCUGCAGCACUGUGGCACCAGUGCUGUACUGAUUGAGGGUCCAUCAUCUCUGUGGAAGGUUACACACAAACAAGACUUGGCCUCAGCAGAAGCUGUCAUUAAAGAGUCUCUAUCUCAGUCUGCCUGUAUCAUCACAGGAGAGUGCACUGAAACACAGAAUCUGUCCACCUGGAUGAAGAACGGUCUCAUGGCAGAAGGCAUGUGGGUGGAUGCAAUACCAAACAUAGAACAAGGCAUGACUCUCUCAACCAACAGGAAUUUGAUCAAACUUUCUGUGAACAGCCCUAAAUCUGUGGAGAUUGAGGAAUUUAUGAAAAUGUGUGAAGAAACCAAGGAUGUUCUGUAUCCAUUUGUCAUUCUUUGGGUGUACCUGAAUGUGUCGGGUCAAGCCUCCUUCAGCCAAGAAAAUGAUGAAGCCUCUGCCAUCAUGACUUUAGCAGAGGAUGCCCAGAAAAGAAAUAUUUUUCUAUAUUGUGUCCGACUCAGUUACAGUAAGGACUCUACAGAGUGUGAGAGAACAAUGAAUAAACUAUGUCAAAUUACUGUGGCCCUCAUCAGAGACCGAAGCGCUGCCUUCUCUGGACAAAUGUUGUAUGCAUGAGCAUACACACACUUACAGACACUUACUCUGACAAAAAUGUCAGUCUAUAAUAAUAAUAAAAUAAUAUUAACUAUAUAAUUUUAUAAUGGGAUUAAUGUAUGGAAAAUGUGUAUGUAGGUUGUUCAUAACUACUUCCUUAGAAUGAAUGUAAAUUUACAUUUACUAACUUUUCAAUGAAUCUUGAGACAUAUACCUUUACCUUUAACAUCAAAAGGUGUCAAUAAACUGUGGAACCAAAAAAAAAUGUUUCGCUGUCAUGAACAGUAUGUAGCCUAUGGUAGUUAUCACUCACAUUCCAGCAAACCCUCCACCAUAUCAGGCAUAACUGUAGGUGAAGUAAGUAAAGGGCCGUUCACACCAACUAAAACGAUAACGGCAAAUCAAGUAUUGUCCUAGCUAAUAUAAAUGAUGACAUCGAAACAUAAACUAUAACGAUAAUGACAUUAAGAAUGAUUUUGUUAGGGAUCAC
This is a messenger RNA of Alosa sapidissima (American shad), 1890 nucleotides long. RefSeq names its product CDP-L-ribitol pyrophosphorylase A (gene crppa). Lineage: Eukaryota; Metazoa; Chordata; Actinopteri; Clupeiformes; Clupeidae. Gene Ontology annotation, molecular function: D-ribitol-5-phosphate cytidylyltransferase activity. Gene Ontology annotation, biological process: isoprenoid biosynthetic process; protein O-linked glycosylation via mannose. The coding region runs from base 117 to 1421 and encodes 434 amino acids. The transcript is spliced from 10 exons. Gene Ontology annotation, cellular component: cytosol. The record is from RefSeq and is a predicted model, not a curated record.